Serendipita indica DSM 11827 is the source of this 1311-nucleotide messenger RNA. The record is from the annotation of a GenBank genome assembly. Lineage: Eukaryota; Fungi; Basidiomycota; Agaricomycetes; Sebacinales; Serendipitaceae.
AUGGUUUCACGAACGACCAAAAUCUCGAUUCUCCUUGCUCUAACGAGUUGCUUGUUUGUCGUCGAACUCACCGUUGGUUACGUUGUAGGAUCUCUUGCCCUUAUUGCCGAUGCAUAUCACAUGCUCAACGACGCGAUGAGCAUGUGCAUUGCACUCUAUGCUGUCCGGGUCGCAAAGCGGUCAGCUGAUUCGAAAUACUCAUACGGAUGGCAUAGAGCAGAGGUGAUUGCUGCUCUUAUAAACGGAGUCUUUCUCCUUGCGUUGUGCUUUUCCAUCAUCAUGGAGUCAUUAGAGCGUUUUGCACACGUCCCAGAGAUUAAAGAUCCGCGCCUGGUCGUUAUUGUUGGCUCUGUGGGCCUCGGGUGCAACAUAUUUGGCAUCUUCCUCUUCCAUGAUCAUGGUCACGACCAUGGAAAUGGUGGUCACAUCCAUGCAAAUUUACCAGAAACGAAGGCUACUUUGUCACCGGGGGUAACUGAGCCAGUCACGUCUUCGAUUCCAGGCUCGCCUAUAGCUCCCGUCCGGCGCUCAAACUCUAUCCACUCGCUCUAUGGCCAUCCCGCACAGAACCGUAUGGCCUUGCAGCAAGCCGCUCAACAAAGUUACUACGAAAUGACCCUCGCAAGGAGUCAUGAUGAUGCUCUCGAUACCGAGGAGCGCGGAGGGGACGGAAUUGUUGUUCGACAAGCCGAAAGUGGGGAUGAAAGGCGAGGAAUCACGCCACCGAGGCUCUCAAGUAGCCAUGGGCAUCAACAUGUUCAACCUAGGAAGGACGGUGCUCUCAAUAUUCGUGGCGUGUUGCUUCAUGUCAUCGGCGAUGCCUUGGGCAGCGUCGGGGUGAUCAUCUCCGGGCUUAUUAUCUGGCUCACAAAGUCUAAAAAACGGUUCUAUGCCGAUCCGACUCUUAGUUUGAUCAUCACUAUUCUCAUCAUCUGCUCUGCAGUCCCAUUGGUACGUUCUGCGGGGUACAUUCUGCUACAAGGUGUCCCCUCAGACAUCUCUCUUACCGACGUUCGGCGCGAUAUUCGAUCUGUGGAUGGUGUAGAAUCUGUGCACGAGCUUCAUGUUUGGCAGCUUUCAGAGGCGCGACUGAUCGCAUCGGUACAUAUCAAAGUGUCGCCCACUAGGCCGUAUAUGGACAUUGUGCGAGAUGUCAAGAGCAUGUUGCAUCAGGCGGGCAUUCAUUCUGGAACGGUGCAACCAGAAUUUGCAGACGAUGGAUCAGAUACCAAGUGUGAGGUUACUUGCCCUCCGAACACUUGUGGUGUCAAGCAAACCUGCUGUCCACUUGAACCAAUCAAGGAGACGUAA